GUUUUCGAAGAGACCAAGAUGGCGAACGAUCUGGACCGAGUGCGCAUCUCAGCGGCGGAACUUCGAGCUGAAGCUUCGUAUUCGGUCAACAUUACGGACUGUGGGAAAGAGGAGCAACAGGAACUGUAUGCUCACAAGCAGCAUAARAAGCGUGAAGCAAAACGUCCCGAUCUUCAGCGUUACCAACCAGCCSCUGGACACGGACGACGUCACCGGGACAGUGAGGAAGGAGAAAGUGGUCCAAAUGACUCCCUGAAACCCAAAUUACAACAGUUUGAUGAAUCGUCUCAGAGUGAGAACAAGGCUGUUUCUGAAAACGUUUUUGAGAGACAAGAAUGCACAAACAGUGGGUCGGGCAUCAAAAAAAUGGAAGAAGACCGAAUGAGGGGUGAGGGCGCUAACGUCCAGCCUAAAACAAAUGCAAAUGAUAAAAAAGUGCUCUGUGAAAAUGACCGAGAACAUCAAGAACCUGCUGAAGCUUCUAAACCUACAAAGAAAACCCGCAAACCUGACAGAGAGUUUUACCAACCUGGGAGUCGCAGGAACAACCUGGGAAAGGACACUGGUGUUCUGGAUAAGCCAUCCCCCAGGAAACGAGAGCAAAACUCUGAGCCAGAACCUCACUUGAGUACAGGGACAAGGGUGAAAAAAUCUGUUCCCACGCAGGGAGGAAAAGGUCAAGUAAAAGCUGUUCAGGAGACCGUAAAACCAUCUAAUCGCAGUGAGGACACCAGAGACCAAGGAAACCAAAAUGUGGAAACACCUGUUGAUACGUCAGUGGACAAAAUGACAAGCAGAAUUGAAAAACUGACCAUAGAAGAGAAAGGUAAAACCGAGCAUGCAAAUAAAAAUAGAGGGGGAGAAAUCAAUAAACAAAGAAGAGGUCAAGCUGAAGAAACCAAGGAUGAGGAAGAAAAAGUGGAUAAGAAGAGAGAGAAGGGAAGCCGCAGAAGAAGAGGAGUGGAGAGGGAAAAAGAGAAAAACCCUGAAUCCAAAAGAGAAGAUGAAGCAGCUCGCGUUGGAAAAAACAACCAGAGAAAGCCUGAGAAGGACAAGAUGGCUCCAGAUGCAGAUGGACGAAAAACUGAGAAGGCUAAAGACACACAACAAAGCAAAAGAAAAGAUAACGGCAGAGAAAACCGAAAAAUAAACAACAACAGCAGCUGCAGAGACGGUGGAAACGAUGCUGUAACAGACAGCAAUUUAAAGCAAGCAGGAGGACGGGGGGAUCGACACAGAUCUACGGUAAAUACCCCCACGCCGUCCUCAAAACGCUAUUCCAAAUCUGAUAUCCGACACUUGCGGAACAGAACUUACAGCAGCAGCUCAGCCAGCAGUGUGACCAGCCAAGAUGGUCCCAGGCGUAAGAUGGACACGGAGGGGACCAACUGGCCACGCCGUGACCCCGGCCAAAAAAAGAGAGAGACGACGGACAACAACGACGAGAAAAGGAGGCACCUGCAAAGCUGGACGAGCAAUAAGGAUUCGUCCUCAGAGUCACUAGACCGGAUGGGGACGUGUGACCGAGAAGAAGAAAAGAGGCGACGUAGGAGAAGAAGAGGAGAUGAAGAAAUGAGUACAGAGGGACAAAAAGGGGAGGGUUGGGCAUCGAAGUCUAACAAAGUUGGAGGUCGGGGAAUCCUAAGGGUUUCUUUAGAAAAUCAGUCCAGUAGCGCAUCACACGGUGGAGAURCACAGAACCGCAAACAAGCUCCUCGUGGCAGAGGCGGCAUCUUGGUGCUUCCAACCCGUACAGACAUCUCCAACUCCUCUGAGGUGGGACAGAGGCUUCUCUCUGGUGGGAUCAGAGGAGCGGGCAGGAAUCGAGGAGGCCGAGGUGGAGGAGUGCGACGAUUGUGGGAUCCUAACAACCCAGAUCAGAAACCAGCUCUUUCCAGCACCCAGACCUCUCAGUAUUCAUCUAUCAAACAGCCCGUUUAUCUUCAGACUGGGACCGGGUAUGGACAGCUUCACUUUCUGGACACGGAUGACGAGGUAGCAGGCAGUCCUCCUGUGGCACAAGGAGAACACUUUCAGUCCCAGCAGGCAGCUGCCAUGGCUUACUACAAAUUCCAAAACUCUGACAACCCCUACUGCUACCCCCUGUCCAACAGUAGCCCACAUAAUCCCAACACACCUACCAGCACGCGAUACCCUUAUCCUUAUAAUAUGGGACCGUACCAAAUGGGCCACCCUAAUGGCAUGUACCCAGGUCCUGGUCCAUUCUGUGGGAGCUACAGGGGAGUGGGUUAUUCUCAGCCAGGUGUGGGAGGUGGACUGACGCCUGAUGAAGCAGAGCAACAAACCAGAGGGGAGCUGGGGAGGCUGCAGAAGGCUGCCGAUGCUCACGAGCUUCAGCUCAGCAAUCUGCUGUCCAGGGACAGACUGAGUGCUGAUGGUCUGGAUCGCAUGCCCCAGCUCAGAUUGGACCUGUUGGAACUGUACGAGCGGAUCAUCUUGACCGACAUCGAGUUUUCUGACUCCCAAAAUGUGGAUCAGGCUUUGUGGAAGAAUGUGUUUUAUCAGGUCAUUGAGCGUUUCCGGCAGCUACUCAAAGACCCUGCCUGUGAUAACCUCUCUGAUAUCAGGAACAUGCUGCUCACACUUCUAGACGAGGGAGCACUGUUCUUUGACACGCUGCUUCAGAAGCUGCAGACUGUGUACCAGUUCACAUUAGAGGACUACAUGGAUGGGAUCGCUAUCAGAGCUCGCCCAUUACGCAAAACGGUAAAAUAUGCCCUCAUUAGUGCGCAGCGCUGUAUGAUUUGUCAGGGAGAUAUUGCACGAUAUCGGGAACAAGCCACCAACUCUGCUAACUAUGGAAAGGCUCGCAGCUGGUACCUGAAAGCCCAACAGAUCGCCCCCAAAAAUGGACGACCRUAUAACCAGCUGGCUCUGUUGGCAGUUUAUACAAAGCGGAAGUUAGACGCUGUGUAUUAUUAUAUGCGCAGUUUGGCAGCUUCCAACCCCAUUCUGACUGCAAAAGAAAGCCUGAUGAGUUUGUUUGAGGAAGCCAAGCGUAAGGCAGAACAGCUUGAGCGAAGAAAAAGGCAGGAGCACGAAGGCCGGUCUCAGGGUCCCACAGUAAGAAGGAGAGGACGAGGGGACGACGGAGCACGUGUGGAGGUUUGGAUCCAUCCCGCUGGACGAACGGCGACGCCCUCCUCGCAGAGAGGAGGCAGCGAGUCCAGCCGGGACUCUGAGCAGGAUGGAGAGCUGGGCAGCCUCAGUGCCACUGAUCUUAAUAAGCGGUUCAUUCUGAGUUUCUUGCAUGCACAUGGGAAGCUCUUCACUAAAGUGGGAAUGGAAUCGUUCCCCGCRGUGGCGAGUCGUGUUUUACAGGAGUUCAGGACGCUCCUGCAGCACGGCCCCUCGCUGCUGGGCUGCACAAACAUGCUGCAGAUCAUCACCAUCAACAUGUUUGCCAUACAUAAUGCCCACGGCAGAGGUGAAGAAGACGACGUGCGGUCCGUUCUGCUCGAGCAAAGCACCGCUCUGGGCCUGGGCAUGUUUGCUCUGCUGCUGCAACGCUGCACACAGCUGCUCAAAGAAACUCCUGCAGAGCAAGUCUCCAUGGCAGAUUGGGAUGAGGAGGAUAAAGCRGAAGAGCCGGAGGGGAUGGUCAGAGUUUCUGCCUUCCCACUGAGCCUGAACGAAAUGUUGCCCAGCAUCAAAGUCUGGUCUGAUUGGAUGCUGGGGCAUCCAGAUGAGUGGAACCCUCCUCCAUGCAGUUUAGAGGGCAGUCCUGAUGUUUGGCAGUGCCUGGCUGACUUGUGUAAUGUCCUGGCACACGUGGACCACGAGGAAGUACCUCUGUACAAAGUCGACAGUGAUGAAGGUGAGGGAGACGAGGAGCUGACGUUACUUCAGCUGAAGGAAGACAAGCUGCUCGCUGGCUUUGUACCUCUGUUAGCUGCACCGCAGGAGCCGUGUUACACAGAUAAACACACCGACAUGGCGAUAGCAGCAGAUUGUAAGAGAGUGACGGUACUGAAGUAUUUUCUAGAGGCUUUGUGUGGACAGGAAGAGCCUCUGCUGGCCUUCAAGGGAGGCAAAUACAUCUCUGUUGCAACUUGUCCUCCACCUCAACACUCCGACACGAGGAGCAGGGAGAGCUCUCCAACAGAGAAGGAGUCUGACGAUGUCAUACUCGAGGCAGCGUCGUCCCCCUCUGCGUCAGGAGAGGAGGAUUUCGAGGAGACGGGAGACAGUGAGAACGACAUCAGAGAGCUAAAGGCGCGGCGCCACGCCCUGGCUAGCAAACUGGCCCAGCAGCAGAAGCGCAGGGACAAAAUCCAGGCCGUGCUGCAAACUGGUGGACAGCUGGAAAUGGAAGUAAAGCCUUUGUUUUUGGUGCCAGAUACCAACGGGUUCAUUGAUCACUUGGACGGCCUGAAGAAACUCCUCCAGUGUGGAACAUACAUAAUAGUUGUGCCCCUCAUUGUGAUCACAGAGUUAGAUGGCUUGGCUAAAGGCCAGGACACUUUUGGUGGAGGAGUGGGGUUAGYGGGGCGCGGCACCGGCAGCCGUAGCACUUAUAAUAUCAGCGUGGCCCACAUGCGGGGUGUUCAGGAAAAGGCUCGGUUAGCUGUGGCGUUUUUGGAGAAAGGAUUCGACGCCAGGGAACCGUGCCUAAGAGCCCUGACGAGCCGAGGAUAUCCGCUCGAGUCGAUUGCCUUCCGCAGUGAAGACACCUCCGGACAACAGGGUAACAAUGAUGAUGUGAUCUUGUCCUGCUGUCUUCAUUACUGCAAAGACAACGCUAAAGAUUUGACGCCACCUCAGAAAAAUGGGACAGUGAGGCUCCAGAGAGAAGUGGUGCUCCUCACAGAUGACCGCAACCUCCGGGUCAAAGCGUUGACCCGCAACGUGCCUGUGAGAGACAUCCCUUCCUUCCUCAGCUGGGCUAAAGUGGGCUGAGCCGCACUCUCCUGGAACGAAAAGGAUCCCAACUGCUGAAGCCUGCUCGUCACUCAGGAGAGAGGACACACUUAAAGCAGAGGAGAAGCUGGGUAGAGGAAAUGAUAAUAGUUCCACUUCUUAAGCAAUACAAGCAAAUGAAGUGCAGGGUGGUGUUAAUGAGCUUCCUCCACUCCGUAAGGAAGUGUGUGYGCGUGUUCAGAUCAUCAAGCUUCCCCUUUAAAGAGUUAGGAAGACUUAAGUCUUCAAACGGCUGGAAGAGAAAGGAGGAAAAAUGAAGUGAUUAGAUUUAUGGGUUGCUGUGUGCAAAAAGCCUGCACCUGAUUUAGUGUGCACUCUGCAAAGUGGGAUUAAAAUUUGGAUCAGACGAUGGAAUGAAAACAGAGAAACCGUCGAUUGUCAUUUGUUUGAUUAAAGGCGGCGGUAAUGAAGGGUAGGAACGAUGCUUCUGUAAAAAAAUAAAAGAAAGAAAAAAGGCCCAGGCUUGGACUGUUUGGCCUCUAGAACAGAGCUGAGAGAAGAGUAGGUGCAGAGAUACAGAGCUAAAAAGGGCUACUUGUCUUGAGGUUUCAGCCCUCUCAUGAAGGUUCUGGUGUUUCCUGCUCACCCAGGAAGUGCCUGAAGCUCAGUCGGCAGCUUCGUCAGCCCCCCCGGCUUGAUGUUUUUGUUCUUGUUGUAAGAAACCUUUUUAAGUUUUCAACAAAAUGUUAGUUUUUUUUUCUCAUUUUACCUCUUCCUGAGCUCACGUUAUUGGUUCUCUUACAGUUCUUCGUUUUCUUUUUCAGCAUUUUAUAACGAGCAUCUUCGAAGGUUUUUCAAAUGAAACACGAACCAUAAACCAGAUGCAUUUUUAUUUGAAGUGGGUGCAGGUGAAGUUGUAAAUAUAUAAUUUGGAACAGAUUAGGUUGUUGAGUUGCAUUAGAGUUCGACACAUUGUUUAACUUUAGACAGCCACAGUGACAGGUGGYACUUUGGAUCUUGACUUUACAGAAACUUGUCAGGAAUGUUGUAUUUUUUGUUCUCCACAACCAUCAGUGUUUUUGUGCUUUUCAGUUUGUAACACAACUGUUUACCUCCCUGGGUGUUUCUUUUCUCAUCGAUGUCUCCUUUACUCUUCAAACUGUGAUUUUGUCAGGGAUAAAAUACAUUUUUAUCUGUAAAAACACGUUGUGCAGUAACAAACAAAUCUUUGUUUUUUUUGGGUGGGAUUAAUUUACAUCACUAUUWGUGUUUAGUGUAAAAAACAUGCUUUAAAAUUAGCUUUAGUCCUCCGUUUUAUUGCAUCAGUUUAUUCGUCUUUAAGUAAAGUUUAUUGGUGUUUUAAACGAUGUUUUCAGCUAGUUUCAUCCAGUUUCCACCAGCAGCCAAUGUUUGUGUGAACCAACCAGAACGAUGUUUUUACUGCUGUCCUUAGUGGCUUUGUGACAAGUUUAGUGUCGGAGCAAAUUGGCUGUUCUCAUCUUUUCCCCUUUUUAUGUUAAACCUGUUUUUACAUUACUGACGUUCAAAGGAAAACGAGGAAAGUGUUGUGUUUUCAACAACAGCGCUUCCAUCAUACGUUUUAAAAGCAGUUAAAGCAGAGAAACGGCGUGCACGAUGUUAGAACCUGCACGCUGAAGCUUCCACAAGCAUUUUGUUCGUAUUUGUGCUUCUUUGUGUUAUCUGUACGGGUUUCCUGUGAAGAAAUGCCAGUAMAUAUGUUUGUUUUUUUGUUUUUAAUGAAUAAAACCUGGAUUUUUGUUAUUUUAAGUGUUUUCUUCCUGGCAAUAAGAGGAAGUUCAUUGCUAAAAUUAAAAUGGCAUUUUUGGCAAAAUGAUCGUAAAAGAACAGUUCCUGUUUCUUACGAGAAAAGUAAAAUACAAUUUUAAGAGAAAGUCUUGCAAGCGAAAUAAAGAAAAGAGGGACUUCCUGCACAGUGCUGUACAUAUAGCCUGGCURGUUUUAGGGACGGAUAGUUCUGCAGCCUAUCCAUCCGUAUCCUUUGCUUCAGCUCCUGCAUACAGACCACACAGGCAGGCCCUGAUUCUCAUCAUCAUGACAACAGCGAUGCCAGGCAACCAAUCAAAUCCCACUGCAUCCUSUCCUGGAUGCUGAUUGGUCUCCCAGCCUGCUGCCUGUUGUGGAAUGUCCAUCUUUAACCUCUCUGCUGCCAUGCACAUUGUAUUUUUCCCCUUUAUGUUUUUUUUUCCUCCCUCUCACUGAAUAUAAGGCUAUGUCUGCA
This is a messenger RNA of Austrofundulus limnaeus, 7141 nucleotides long. RefSeq names its product SMG6 nonsense mediated mRNA decay factor (gene smg6). NCBI's taxonomy places the organism in Eukaryota, Metazoa, Chordata, Actinopteri, Cyprinodontiformes, Rivulidae. Gene Ontology annotation, biological process: nuclear-transcribed mRNA catabolic process, nonsense-mediated decay. Gene Ontology annotation, cellular component: telomerase holoenzyme complex. Gene Ontology annotation, molecular function: protein binding; telomerase RNA binding; telomeric repeat DNA binding. The record is from RefSeq and is a predicted model, not a curated record.